Naegleria gruberi is the source of this 1857-nucleotide messenger RNA. RefSeq names its product Catalase, putative. Gene Ontology annotation, biological process: response to hydrogen peroxide; hydrogen peroxide catabolic process. Gene Ontology annotation, molecular function: heme binding; catalase activity. The transcript is spliced from 4 exons. The record is from RefSeq and is a predicted model, not a curated record. The coding region runs from base 1 to 1857 and encodes 618 amino acids. NCBI's taxonomy places the organism in Eukaryota, Heterolobosea, Eutetramitea, Acrasida, Naegleriidae. Gene Ontology annotation, cellular component: cytoplasm.
AUGCAACAAUCACCAACUGGAGUACAACAACAACAGGUUGGCUUACAACAACCCAAUCAACCACAACUUCAACAGCAACCACAACAACUGCAACAACAACCACAACUUCAACAACAACAAUAUGGAAAGCAAACUUCUGGAUUACAACCAUCUGGAAUUCAAUCCACUCAACCAAAGCUUCAACAAGAACAAGGACUUGAAAGUAGUCAAUUAUCACAACAAUUAAAAUGUCCGCUUGGAUAUGGUUCAGACUCAUUCACUUCCAAGGAAGUCAGUAAGCAAUUUGGUAAAAUUCCAGGUGUGAUUGAACAAAAUGAAAUUAACAGACAAAAUAUCAUUACAAGACAAACAGGUUGUCCAAUUGGUCAUGUCAAGGAUUCUUUAACAUCUGGCAGUCAAGGUCCACUUUGUGUUCAAGAUUUGGAUUUGUUAGAAAAGCUUCAACAUUUCAAUACUGAAAAGAUUCCUCCAAGAAAUGUACAUGCUUUGGGAACUGGUGCUUAUGGUACAUUUACUGUGACAAAUGACAUUUCCAAGUAUACUUGUGCUGAUUUGUUUAAUCAAGUUGGAAAGUCAACUCAAUUUAUUACUAGAUUUUCUGGUAUCUUUACUGAAGUUGGAGAUCCAGAAACUACAAGAGAUCCAAGAGGAUUCGCUAUCAAAUUCUAUACUAAGGAAGGUAACUGGGAUUUAUUGGGCAUCAACACUCCUGUCUUUGCUGUCAGAGAUGCCAAAGCAGGUCCAGACCAAGUCCAUGCUUUCAAACGUGAUCCAAGAACUGGUUGCUGGAACAUUACCCAAACCUGGGACUAUGUUGCCAACCACCCAGAAGGACUCCAUCAAAUGGCCAUGCUCUUCACAGAUCGAACUGGAACUCCUCUUUCCUACAGAACCAUGAAUGCUUAUGGUUGCCACACUUUCUCAUUGGUCAACUCUGCCAAAGAACGUUUCUGGGUCAAAUUCCAUUUAGUUUCUCAACAAGGAGCUUUCGGUUUCAAUCAACAUGAAGCAAAAUUAGUAGCAGGUGAGGAUCCAAAUUUCCUUUCUCGUGAUUUGUAUCAGUCAAUUGAGAAACAGAAUUUCCCUCGUUGGAAGAUGAUGAUUCAGGUCAUGCCAGAGGAGGAAGGUUACAAACAUCCAUGGACAUUUGAUGCUACAAAGGUUUGGAAACAUGCAGAUUAUCCAUUGAUUGAGGUUGGUACGUUGGAGGUGAAUAGAAAUGUUGUGGAUUAUUUCACAGAGGUUGAACAAGUGGCCUUCUCUCCUGCUACUGUUGUUCCUGGAAUUGGAUUGAGUCCUGAUAAGCUAUUGCAAGGAAGAUUAUUAAUUUAUGAUUAUACUCAAAUUCAUCGUAUUGGUCCAAACUUUAAGCAACUCUAUGUCAAUCGUCCACAUGGCAUUGAACCAAUGAAUAAUUACCUGGGUGGUAACAUGUACAUUCCAAUCAAUGAUUCCUUCCCUCACUAUACUGGAAGUGCCUUUGGAGGUUUGAAACCAAAUGCCAAAUACAUUGAUCCACCAUUUAAGGUUACUGGAAAUUGUGGUCUGUAUGAAGUUCCAAAUGAAGGUUCUUUCGAGGAUUUGUAUUCUCAAGUUGCUGAUUUCUGGAAGAUUCUCCCAGAGAAGGAUAAGAAUAAUUUGUGUGAUAAUAUUGCUGCCAGCUUCUUUAGAGUGACUGAACAAAGAGUGAUUGAUAAAAUGUUGCAACACUUUGCUCAAUGUGAUCAACAAUGGGCUCAAAUUAUUCAGACCAAAUUGAAGGAGAGAAGAGAAGGCAAAUGGAUGAGUGAGAGUGAAAAGGUCUGUAUGAAUUAUGCUCAACAAUUAUUGACCAUGACUCGUCGAGAAGCUCUUUAA